This is a messenger RNA of Oryctolagus cuniculus (rabbit), 1358 nucleotides long. The record is from RefSeq and is a predicted model, not a curated record. NCBI's taxonomy places the organism in Eukaryota, Metazoa, Chordata, Mammalia, Lagomorpha, Leporidae.
AUGCAAGCUGCACAACAAGGAGUAGUCCGAAACAGUGAAAAACUAAGCUCAUCUCAUUCACCAGUAAGAAGUGCACCUGGCCCCAGUAGGCAGGGCUUAGUGUACCAAAGCCCUGGUAACUGCCUCCAUCAUGAUCCAGAAGUAAACAGAGCUCCAGGAGUUUAUGAUUGGCGAUUUGGAGAUCCUCUGUUCCAUUUGCUCACAGAAUGUAGAAUAGGUCACUGUGAACGAAACUGUGAAAAUGAAUAUAAGACUUAUAUUAUGGUUGCAGUCAUCCUUGGGAUUGUAUCAUUUAUUUUAAUUUACCCUAUUUGCAAACGUUUUAGAAAAUGCAAGCAAAAUGAUGAACUUCAGAGACAUAAUGAAGAACUUCAGGGAGAGAUUGAUAGGAGGAAGGCUCAAUAUAAGUCUGACUGGAGGAAAAUAGCGUUAUACCCUGAUUGGAGGAAAGAAGAGUUCCAGGCUGUAAACAUGACCCUGGAUGCAGAAACUGCCCAUCCUGCACUCUUCCUGUCUGAACAGAGACGUGUAACAUGGCAAGAAGUGUGGCAAGAUCUACCUGACUCCCCACAGAGAUUUCAUUCCCUUCCCUGUGUGCUGGGUCAGCUGAGUAUCACCUCGGGGAGAUACUACUGGGAGGUAGAUAUUGGGGAUACAGCUUCCUGUGAUCUGGGAAUCUGUAGGGACAAUGUAACAAGGAAGGGGCAAGUCACAAUAUCCCCACAAAAUGGUUUCUGGGCCAUCAGGCUUUAUGAGGAGGAGUACUGGGCUCUCACUUCCCCAGAAACUCAUCUUACUCUGAGAGUGUCCCCCUGUAGGGUGGGGAUAUUCCUAGAUUAUGAAGAUGGAGAUGUGUCAUUCUAUAACAUGACAGAUGGGUCCCAUAUUUUCACCUUUACCCAGAUUUUGUUCCAAGGUGCCUUAAGACCUCUUUUCAGGCUUUGGAACUCUGACUCAGGCACCUUGACCAUUGUCCACUGAAGGAGAACAGAGUGAUGUUGUAAUUCAGAAGUGUACCCUGAUCACAAAAUGAGAGUCCUAAUGUUGAUUGCAAUUCUACCUAACAAUCCAAAAAUUGCAUUUUUGUUUUUCCUUAUUUGUUAAUUGUCAAAAUGAAGCUGAGGGGCACAGAUUCUGAUUUUGCAUUAUAUUCACUUUUUUUCUCCCUUAUUAAUAGAUCUCUUGACCUGAGACAGCCUGGUUUAAAAAUUAGAUUUCCUAACUCCUCGGUUGCAUGUGACUAGAUGUUGGCCAGUUUAAUAUAUGUUGAAUUGUGCAAUGUGAUUUCCAAGAUUUGCCUUUAAAGGGAAAUGGUAUGUCUUUCUAUGCUGUUUACUUUUUCUCCUGGCUCGAUAUGA